Molecule: messenger RNA, 1679 nt
Organism: Cyprinodon variegatus (sheepshead minnow)
Lineage: Eukaryota; Metazoa; Chordata; Actinopteri; Cyprinodontiformes; Cyprinodontidae
Gene: sirt5
Product: sirtuin 5
Exons: 9
Coding region: 127-1041 (304 amino acids)
Molecular function (GO): NAD+ binding; protein-malonyllysine demalonylase activity; protein-succinyllysine desuccinylase activity
Source: RefSeq, a predicted model, not a curated record
AUGGCGAUAAUUAAACCAAAAGAAGAAGAAGAAUCCGAAAUAAAAAUAACGAAGAAGAAGACCGACACCCAGCUUGAUACGAGUCAACUGGUUGUCCUGAGUUUGGUUUGACAGUUCUAGAACCUGAUGAUUGUACACCGUUUCACCUGUGGAGCCAAAAACACUCACCUUUAUGCCCAGCUGAGAAAGGCGUGGGGAAUACAGGCCAUGGCAAGACCCAGCUCAGACUUGGCGGCAUUCAGGGAGAUUUUCUCCAAAUCCAACAACAUCGCCAUCAUCACAGGAGCAGGAGUGAGUGCGGAGAGUGGAGUCCCAACUUUCAGAGGAGCAGGAGGCUACUGGAGAAAAUGGCAAGCACAGGAACUUGCCACUCCAACGGCCUUUGCUCACAAUCCCUCCCGUGUUUGGGAGUUCUACCACUACCGUCGGGAGGUCAUGCUAACCAAGGACCCAAACCCAGCCCAUCUGGCCAUCGCAGAAUGCGAGCAACGUCUUGGCAAGCAGGGCCGAAAAGUUACCAUCAUCACACAGAACAUUGAUGAGUUACAUCGCCGUGCUGGAUCAAAAAACCUGCUGGAAAUCCACGGUAGCUUGUUUAAAACCCGCUGCAUGAUGUGUGGCCACGAGCAGGCCAAUUACAAGAGCCCUAUUUGUGCCGCUUUAGAGGGCAGAGGAGCUCCUGACCCGGAUACUCAAGACGCCCAGAUUCCUGUUGAGCAGCUUCCUCGAUGUGAACAGAGAGGCUGUAAUGGCCUCCUGAGACCGGCUGUGGUUUGGUUUGGAGAGACCCUGGAUGCAGACAUCCUCUCUCAUGCAGAGAAAGCCUUGGACGGCUGUGACCUGUGUCUCGUAGUUGGCACCUCUUCAGUCGUGUAUCCAGCAGCCAUGUUUGCUCCUCAGGUGGCAGCCAGAGGUGUCCCUGUGGCUGAAUUUAACAUGGAGAACACUCCAGCCACUGAGCGCUUCAAGUUCCACUUUCAUGGCCCCUGUGGGACCACCUUACCCCCUGCCCUGGCACGCCACAAAAGUGAGCCAAACUGAAUACUGAACUGUAAUGCCAAAAUGCUGUGACACAAGAUGGUAAUAGGAAGGAGCUGGAGGAGGAUGCAAGGGAGACUUAUGCACAUUCAACAGUGAACUUCACUGAUGAGCAUGGUUUUAAAUAUUGUUUUGUAGCUUUGACUUGUGAAAAUUAUGUAUAUUUAAAUGUCUGGAAAUCAAAAACUUGAAUGCACAGCAAUUUUUCUUACAUGUGUAACAGCAGGUGGCAGUGUUUAGCUGCUGCUGCUGCCUUUUAGAGGUUGUGUGACUGCUAGCUGGGACCUUUGGAUUUUCAUGUGUUCCACUGUGAUGUGUGUUUUUCUUUUUUGAGGUAUUAAAUAAGCCAUAAUUAAUAAAAAAAAUGGCUAAGCUUCUUUAUGUUUGCCUGUGUUUGUGUGCAAAUGAGCUGCAGAAAAAAUCUACAUCCUUAGCUUAAGCACGCAGCCAUAGGAGAUCUCUGUCAAACACAAUGGUUUGAUUCCUAAAGAUUAUAUCUCCCCUGAUAAUUUCCUGCUUGACCUCAACUGACCCUCCACACUCAUAUUAUAGUAUAUAUAUAUGUAGAUGUGUGUGAUCACACAUACAUGCAUAUGUAGGUCUGUAUAUCUGCACUGCAAAACCGAUAAGAAAUGAGUAAA